AUGUUUUCCACAAAACCAGCAAACUCGCUCCGGAAGCUCUUCGCUGGCUACCAUGAACCAGCCGGCCUGUCGCCGCAGCAAUCGCAAAAGCUGCUAGAUGGCCUCAAAUCGUCCUUUCGUCUACAACUAGAGCAAGAGUACGGCCAGACAGCUCUCACGAAACUUACGAAAAAUACAUCCAAGACGCUCAGCAAUUCCUCCUCAUCCUCCCCCCAUCGCGCCGUGCGUCACUCGGCCGCCAACCGCCAUCUACGGUCCAUCCUCGCCAACCCGCUCUUCUCCUACAACAACAACAGCGUUACCGCCAACUCUACUCUACCUUCGCCGCUUUCCGUGCCCCGGAGCGACCCCUUGGACGACUUUGACCAUGCCGUUGCCAAAGGCCUUAUGACGCUCAAUGCCGCCACCGGCUGCAUCAUGACCAAGCAAAAACAAUUGGACGCCCGAGAUCUGCACACGGGGCCCGCCUCCGAGUCGGCCACGGCCCUGCGCGUCGUGCGCUGGCUUCGCUCUACCGGUGCUGAGAAUGACCUGGCUUUCCUCGACCACGCGGCCUUUAUCAAGGCGCUCACGCCGUUCCUUGUCGUCGAGAGGAUGGACGAGAUCGCCUGGCAGUGGAUCGCUCAGACGAUGGAGCAGCGCGGCGACGACGCGGCAGAGGCUACGCGCCUGCGCCGAGCAUCCUUCCUGCUCGCGCAGCUCGUCCACGUCAAGAGUCAGCCGCGGCACGGAAACCUCGACGGCGCCAUAACCACCAUCCUGCGCGCCGAGCAGCUGCUCGCCAAGGAUCCGCUGCUCGCCAAGCUCCUCGUCCUGCCCUGGCGCUCCGUCUCGUGGUUGUCCACCGUGGAGUCGUACAGCCACGGCGCGCCGUCAGAGCGCCUCUUCGACGCGCACCUCGACACCGCCAGCCGCUUGCAGCAGCCGCUGUCCGUCGAGACGGCGCACCUCCGCCUCUGCCACCCGACGCAUCCGGACCACGCCCCGGCCAUGCACUUCUUCCGCGACACCCGGCAGCUGCGCCGCCUCGUCCGCGGCAUCACCAGGGAGCAGUUCACGCAGGCCAAGCAGAAGAGCCUCAGCGUCGUGCCCUGGGUCGCGUACCUCGGCUACGACACCGUCAACCAUCUAACCACGUCGGGCCUCACCCAGGAGGCGCAGGCGCUGAAGCAAAUAUUGCAAGAUGAGCUGGCAGGUCUCUUUGCGCCACAGGCACAGCCCAGCUAA
This is a messenger RNA of Cordyceps fumosorosea ARSEF 2679, 1227 nucleotides long. RefSeq lists its product as hypothetical. The coding region runs from base 1 to 1227 and encodes 408 amino acids. Lineage: Eukaryota; Fungi; Ascomycota; Sordariomycetes; Hypocreales; Cordycipitaceae. The transcript has a single exon. The record is from RefSeq and is a predicted model, not a curated record.